UAAUCGGGAAAUACACUGCGAAAACCGCAUAAUGGCUAUAUACUCGCAAACAAGCUAAAAGCAAAAAGUACCCCGCCCGUUGUUCCUGUUCUUCCUGCUCUUCCUGCUCCCGCCGUUCUUUCGUAAUGGACGGGGAGUGAGACGGAGGACACCGACACCAGCAGAAUGUCUCAGCCGCGCGGAGGACGUGGUGGACGCGGUGCUGGGGGCGCUGGCGUUGGCCGGAAGACCCCCUCAUCGCUGACCGGUCCGCCGGACGAGUCGACAACGCCGAGCGAACGGGCGACGCCCGCGAGUAAAGCCGAAUCCGAUCCCAAGGACGACAGCUCCAGCAAUGGCGACAAAAAGGAUAUGGACCUCUUUCCGGCCCCCAAGCCGCCCAGUGCCGGCGCCUCCAUACGCGACACGGCCAACAAGGUGCUCAGCCUGGCCAUGAAGAGCGAGUGGACGCCCAUCGAAGCCGAGCUCAAGAAACUGGAGAAGUAUGUGGCCAAUGUGGGGGAAGAUGGCAAUCACAUACCCCUGGCGGGAAUACACGAUAUGAAUACCGGCAUGACACCGCUGAUGUACGCAACCAAGGACAACAAGAGCGCCAUAAUGGAUCGCAUGAUUGAGUUGGGCGCCGAUGUGGGAGCUCGCAAUAAUGAUAAUUAUAAUGUGCUACAUAUUGCGGCAAUGUAUUCGCGUGAGGAUGUCGUCAAAUUGUUGCUAACAAAACGCGGCGUGGAUCCCUUCUCCACUGGUGGCUCGCGCUUUCAGACUGCGGUGCAUUUAGUGUCAAGUCGGCAGACCGGAACUGCAACAAAUAUCCUGCGCACUCUCCUCGCAGCUGCUGGCAAGGAUAUACGCGUGAAAGCAGACGGCCGUGGCAAAAUCCCAUUGCUUCUGGCCGUGGAGUCGGGCAAUCAGUCCAUGUGCAGAGAGCUGCUGUCUGCACAAACGGCGGACCAACUAAAGGCAACGACGGCCAAUGGAGACACGGCCUUGCAUUUGGCCGCCAGACGGCGGGACGUGGACAUGGUCCGGAUCCUGGUCGAUUACGGCACCAACGUGGACACGCAGAACGGGGAGGGCCAGACCCCGCUGCACAUCGCGGCCGCCGAGGGCGAUGAGGCUCUACUCAAGUACUUCUAUGGCGUGCGUGCCUCAGCGUCCAUUGCGGACAAUCAAGAUCGCACUCCGAUGCACUUGGCCGCCGAGAAUGGGCAUGCGCAUGUCAUCGAAAUACUGGCGGACAAAUUCAAGGCGAGCAUCUUCGAGCGCACCAAGGAUGGCAGCACACUGAUGCACAUUGCAUCACUCAAUGGCCAUGCUGAGUGCGCCACGAUGCUCUUCAAGAAGGGUGUCUACCUCCACAUGCCCAACAAGGACGGAGCCCGAAGCAUACACACCGCCGCCGCCUACGGACACACCGGCAUCAUCAACACCCUGCUGCAGAAGGGCGAGAAGGUGGACGUCACCACGAAUGACAACUAUACGGCCCUGCACAUAGCCGUGGAGUCGGCCAAGCCUGCCGUCGUGGAGACGCUGCUGGGAUUUGGCGCCGAUGUCCAUGUUCGUGGCGGGAAGCUUCGGGAGACGCCGCUGCAUAUUGCAGCGCGAGUGAAGGACGGAGAUCGCUGUGCCCUCAUGCUGCUGAAGUCGGGCGCCAGUCCGAAUCUCACGACCGACGACGCCCUUACCCCCGUCCAUGUGGCAGCCAGUCAUGGAAAUCUGGCCACGCUAAUGCAGCUGCUGGAGGACGGAGGAGAUCCAUUGUACAAGUCCAAUACGGGCGAGACCCCCCUGCAUAUGGCGUGCCGAUCGUGCCAUCCGGAGAUCGUGCGGCACCUCAUCGAGACGGUGAAGGAGAAGCACGGCCCGGACAAGGCCACCACGUACAUUAAUUCCGUGAACGACGACGGCGCCACGGCGCUGCACUACACUUGCCAAAUUACCAAGGAGGAGGUGAAGAUGCCGGAGUCGGACAAGCAGAUCGUGGCCAUGCUCCUGGAGAACGGAGCGGACGUGACGCUGCAGACGAAGACGGCCCUGGAGACGGCCUUCCACUACUGCGCCGUGGCGGGCAACAACGAUGUGCUGAUGGAGAUGAUCUCGCACAUGAAUCCCACGGACAUCCAGAAGGCGAUGAACCGGCAGUCGUCGGUGGGCUGGACGCCGCUGCUGAUCGCCUGCCACCGGGGACACAUGGAGCUGGUCAACAACCUUUUAGCGAAUCACGCCAGAGUCGAUGUAUUUGACACCGAGGGCCGAUCGGCCCUGCACCUGGCCGCCGAGCGGGGCUACCUGCACGUCUGCGACGCCCUGCUAACGAACAAGGCCUUCAUCAAUUCGAAGUCUCGCGUGGGCCGCACCGCGCUCCACCUGGCCUCGAUGAACGGGUUCACGCACCUGGUCAAGUUCCUCAUCAAGGACCACAACGCGGUGAUCGACAUCCUGACGCUGCGCAAGCAGACGCCCCUGCACUUGGCGGCGGCCAGCGGCCAGAUGGAGGUCUGCCAGCUGCUGCUCGAGCUGGGGGCCAACAUCGAUGCGACGGACGACCUGGGGCAGAAGCCCAUCCAUGUCGCCGCGCAGAACAACUACUCUGAAGUGGCCAAACUCUUCCUGCAGCAGCAUCCGUCGCUGGUGAACGCGACGAGCAAGGACGGCAACACCUGUGCCCACAUUGCCGCCAUGCAGGGAUCUGUGAAGGUGAUCGAGGAGCUGAUGAAGUUCGAUCGGUCUGGCGUGAUCUCGGCUAGAAAUAAGUUGACCGAUGCCACGCCCUUGCAGCUGGCUGCCGAGGGCGGGCAUGCGGAUGUGGUCAAGGCCCUGGUCCGUGCCGGUGCCUCCUGCACCGACGAAAACAAGGCGGGCUUCACAGCCGUCCAUCUGGCAGCCCAGAACGGACACGGACAGGUGCUGGACGUGCUUAAAAGCACCAACUCCCUGAGGAUCAACAGCAAGAAGCUGGGUCUAACGCCCCUCCACGUGGCUGCGUACUACGGACAAGCGGACACGGUCCGAGAACUCCUCACGAGUGUCCCCGCCACGGUGAAAUCGGAGACCCCCACGGGGCAGUCUCUGUUCGGGGACCUGGGCACGGAGUCGGGCAUGACGCCCCUCCAUCUGGCUGCCUUCUCGGGCAACGAGAACGUGGUGCGACUGCUCCUCAACUCGGCGGGCGUUCAGGUUGAUGCGGCGACAACGGAAAACGGCUACAAUCCACUUCAUUUGGCUUGCUUCGGCGGACACAUGUCAGUGGUUGGUUUGCUUCUGAGUCGGUCGGCGGAACUCCUCCAAUCAACGGAUAGGAAUGGCCGCACUGGCCUGCACAUCGCUGCCAUGCACGGCCACAUCCAGAUGGUGGAGAUUCUGCUCGGACAGGGCGCGGAGAUAAAUGCAACCGAUCGCAACGGUUGGACGCCACUGCAUUGUGCUGCCAAAGCCGGUCACUUGGAGGUGGUGAAGCUGCUGUGCGAGGCCGGUGCCUCGCCCAAGUCUGAGACGAACUAUGGCUGCGCGGCCAUCUGGUUCGCCGCCUCCGAGGGCCACAACGAGGUGCUGCGCUACCUCAUGAACAAGGAGCACGACACCUACGGCCUCAUGGAGGACAAGCGCUUCGUCUACAAUCUGAUGGUUGUGUCCAAGAACCACAACAACAAGCCCAUCCAAGAGUUCGUGUUGGUGUCGCCCGCACCAGUGGAUACGGCCGCCAAGCUAUCCAACAUUUACAUGGUUCUAUCCACAAAGGAAAAAGAGCGAGCCAAAGAUCUGGUGGCUGCUGGCAAGCAAUGCGAGACGAUGGCCACCGAACUCCUGGCUCUGGCUGCUGGCUCCGAUUCAGCGGGGAAGAUCCUGCAGGCCACCGACAAACGCAAUGUGGAGUUUCUCGACGUCCUCAUAGAGAACGAGCAGAAGGAGGUCAUUGCCCACACGGUGGUCCAGCGAUAUCUUCAAGAACUCUGGCACGGCUCCCUGACCUGGGCCUCCUGGAAGAUCAUGCUGCUGCUGGUGGCCUUCAUCGUGUGUCCGCCCGUCUGGAUCGGCUUCACCUUCCCCAUGGGCCACAAGUUCAACAAGGUGCCCAUCAUCAAGUUCAUGUCGUACCUCACCUCGCACAUUUACCUCAUGAUCCACCUGAGCAUCGUGGGCAUCACGCCCAUCUAUCCGGUGCUGCGGCUCAGCCUGGUCCCCUACUGGUACGAGAUCGGGCUGCUCAUCUGGCUGAGCGGACUGCUGCUCUUCGAGCUGACGAAUCCCUCGGACAAGUCGGGUCUGGGGUCCAUCAAGGUGCUGGUCCUGCUGCUGGGCAUGGCCGGGGUGGGCGUGCACGUGGCCGCCUUUGCGUUCGUGUCGAAGGAGUACUGGCCCACGAUGGUGUACUGUCGGAACCAGUGCUUCGCCCUGGCCUUCCUGCUGGCCUGCGUCCAGAUCCUCGACUUCCUGUCCUUCCACCACCUGUUCGGGCCCUGGGCCAUCAUCAUUGGCGAUCUGCUGAAGGAUCUGGCCCGCUUUCUGGCCGUGCUGGCCAUCUUCGUGUUCGGCUUCUCCAUGCACAUAGUGGCCCUGAAUCAGUCCUUUGCCAACUUCUCGCCGGAGGAUCUGCGCAGCUUCGAGAAGAAGAACCGCAACCGGGGCUACUUCAGUGACGUGCGCAUGCAUCCGAUAAACUCGUUCGAGUUACUGUUCUUCGCCGUGUUCGGUCAGACGACGACCGAGCAAACGCAAGUUGACAAAAUCAAAAAUGUAGCCACGCCCACUCAACCGUAUUGGGUUGAGUAUCUGUUCAAAAUUGUGUUUGGCAUUUACAUGUUGGUGUCGGUGGUUGUCCUAAUUAACCUGCUGAUUGCUAUGAUGUCAGACACCUAUCAACGAAUCCAGGCACAAUCCGACAUCGAGUGGAAAUUUGGCUUGUCAAAGCUUAUACGCAAUAUGCAUCGCACCACAACAGCGCCCUCGCCGCUUAAUUUAGUUACCACCUGGUUUAUGUGGAUCGUCGAGAAGGUCAAGGCACGCAUGAAGAAAAAGAAGCGUCCAAGUCUGGUCCAGAUGAUGGGAAUACGUCAGGCCAGUCCCCGCACCAAGGCCGGCGCCAAGUGGCUAUCGAAGAUCAAGAAAGGUGAGACAAACUCGGUGGCACUGUCGCAGGUGCAUUUGUCGCCGCUGGGAUCGCAAGCCAGCUUCUCACAGGCCAAUCAGAACCGCAUCGAGAACGUGGCCGACUGGGAGGCCAUUGCCAAGAAGUAUCGGGCGCUGGUGGGCGACGAGGAGGGCGGCUCCCUCAAGGACUCGGAUGCGGAGAGCGGAUCCCAGGAGGGCGGCGGGGGUCAGCAGCCGCCGGCACAGGUCUAAGCUUCACUUCACUUCACUCCACUGUCUACUGUCUACUGUCUUCUCUCUUCCAACUAUCCAUCCUUCCGCCACCAACUUCUCUCUAUCUCUUCUCGACUAUCCAACCGCCUGUACUGUCUGUCUGUCCUGUACUGUACUCCUAAGCCCUAACCCUAACUCUAAGCGAACCUACUGCUAAGCCGCACUGACCCUAAGUUAAGCUUCACCUUCCUAUGGCCUUAAGGUAAACUAAUUUAGCUAGAAUAUUGAAAUUGUUUUGGGUAACCUGCGAAGCGCCUUAUCAGAUUAGUUCAUUUUAAUUUUGGAUAUCAUUUCUACGACAAUUAUUGUAUGAAUGAUGAACAACAAAACAAGUUUUCCAUAUUCGAGAUUUUUGAAAUAAGUCAAUUUUAUUAGUCCUUUUUGGACUUACGGUAGCCCUAUCCAGGCAUCCAUCCAUUUUGCCCGACUCUUUGAACAAACUCCUAGCAUUUUGUACUAAGCUGAAUCCGACGAUGAGCGAUCGAACAUAGCUAAUAAUUAUCUUAGUCUGUAAGUAUCUAACUUUAGCUUCAAUCGGAGUUUAGUCGAACCAAACCAAACCGUUUUAUAUCUAAAUACCGCCUGAUCUCUCAUUGUUUUCCCCGUAAUUGUCCAGAAAAUAUAAAUUUCGUAAUUACUAAGCUUGAUUCAUUUUGUAUAAGAAACC
Drosophila obscura is the source of this 6025-nucleotide messenger RNA. It is a transcript of the gene nompC, whose product is annotated as serine/threonine-protein phosphatase 6 regulatory ankyrin repeat subunit A. Gene Ontology annotation, biological process: GPI anchor biosynthetic process; calcium ion transmembrane transport. The record is from RefSeq and is a predicted model, not a curated record. Gene Ontology annotation, cellular component: glycosylphosphatidylinositol-N-acetylglucosaminyltransferase (GPI-GnT) complex; membrane. Lineage: Eukaryota; Metazoa; Arthropoda; Insecta; Diptera; Drosophilidae. Gene Ontology annotation, molecular function: calcium channel activity; protein binding.